AUGUCAGUCCCAAUCAAUAAUGCAAAUGGCAUGCUCUCCGAUGAUAUCGAGAGGAAUGACCAUGGCCUCUCAGUGCAGCGUACUGGCAGCUUGAGCAUGGACCCGGUGAUGUUCGAGAAGCUGUUUCUCAGUCCCCAAACUCCAGUUCAUGGACAACUGCGGCAAAUGUUUGGAGUACCCACGCCACUUGCCUUGAUAGGAUUUGGCAUUUCUCUCACUCCACUGGCUUGCUGUCUCAUGGGCUGGAGGGGAUCGGAUAACCAGAAAAUGGGCGCUGCCAAUAUAGGAGCAUACUUUUGGUUCGGCGGUGCAGCGGUCCUGCUGGCUGCCAUUGGAGAAUUCCUCCUGGGCAAUACUUUCGCCUUCACGGUUUUUGCUGGCUAUGGUGCAUGGUACCUUACCUACGCGGCCACACUACAACCUUUCUAUGGCGCAGCAGCAGCGUACGCUCCAGUCCCAGGCUACUAUUCCAACCUAGGAGAGGCGACGGUAUCAGGACAAUUGACCCCAGGGUAUACAGCGAGCUUCGGUUUCGUAAUUGUAUUUAUGACAGUCUUGUCGUUAAUCUUCUUGGUCUGUGCAUCUCGCGUUAACAUCCCAUUCUUUCUCCUCCUCCUUGCAGUCACUGUAGCCUUUGCUCUCCUUUCUGCGGCGUUGUUCAUAGAAAGCCAAGCCAUCCAUCUCAUCGGCGAGGCUGGAACUUUGGAAGGAGCUGGGGACAACGCUGCAGCAGUGAUCAGUCUGGCAAAAGGAGAAGCGAAACUCAAGAUUACUUUGAGGCUUGUAGUUGGGGCUGGUGCUUCAUUUUUUGCCGCCUCGAUGCUCAACUGGUUUUUGACCUUGGCAAUAAUGCUCGCUGUUGUUGACUUCCCCUUCAACGUGCAGGUGGGAGAUUUGAGCACAGUUAUGCAUAGCAGAACCCAGGUCGAGAGGGCGAAGAGGGCUGCCGCAGUACAGAAUGGAAGAUAAGAGUGAGAGUAUGGGAGUACGAGAACAGCCGAAACUUCAGCUAAAAGUUAUUGAUCAAUCUACCAGCAUGGGUUGCGUGGUGUCUUGUCUCCGUGUAAAUGGUAUGAAGGCCGAGUUAUGCUCACAACUAAGUAUGGGAGAACUGUCUGUGUUAGAUGUACUAACUCUAGCACCGACUAGAUGUAAGGAUACCAUUGAUAUAAUGUAUGUGGGCUUUUGUGACAGUCUUGGUAAUUCUCUUAGUACCGCUUGGUCUCGCCUUGAUUUUCUCGGGGAGUCCUUCAAAGCGUUUUCCAGAAGCCAGAGCAAGAUGUCUUUGGCCAAACUUGCAAGACAGUGGACUCUAGCCACGUAGUGAAGGAAAGAAAGCAGUUAUACACGGAGCAAUGAUUGAACCUCUAUGGCUGUUCGUGAUAAAAUGACGAGAAGCGAAGUAAGGGCAGGCCAGUGAUUCGAUGGAUCUUAAGC
Messenger RNA from Mollisia scopiformis, 1437 nucleotides. RefSeq lists its product as uncharacterized. The transcript has 6 exons. Lineage: Eukaryota; Fungi; Ascomycota; Leotiomycetes; Helotiales; Mollisiaceae. The coding region runs from base 1 to 969 and encodes 322 amino acids. The record is from RefSeq and is a predicted model, not a curated record. Gene Ontology annotation, cellular component: plasma membrane. Gene Ontology annotation, molecular function: acetate transmembrane transporter activity.